ACAUCGAUCUAACCUCAGCAGCACAGCCAACGCAGACUCACCACAGCUGUCACGUUGGAGAACCAUGGCCAAAACAAAGAACAAAUCCGGCAUCACGGCCGGUGAGAAGAAAGUGAAGCUUUCCAGUCCGAUUGUGACAAUUAGCGAGCCGGUCGAAUCGUUCGCCAAAAACGGUGAGACGCCUGGUGACUCAAUCAAGGACAAAGCCGGCAAGAACAACAAAAAUGGGAACAUCGACAGGAAGAAAGAUGAUGUGUUCGACCAAAAGGAAGACGGGGCCAAGAGAACGACCAACAGGCUCAACGCUCAGACACUCGCCAUGCUGCUAAAGCUCGUGUCCUCUGAGGAUGGCAGUUCGGCCUCGUCGUCGUCAUCAUCAUCAUCAGAUGGAGGAGGCAGUGAUCAGGACGACACCUCCUCAUCUUCCUCGACAUCGUCUAGCUCUGACAACGGGACGCAAUCACCGAAGAAGCCCAUCGCACUCAAGUCCUCGCUCAAGAAGACCCUGCCACCGCCCCUGGAGCAUGCCGGCAUCUUGCGAGACGACAACGACCCCGAGAAUACGCAAACCGCCACACCGCACAGCUUCACCGCGGUUUAUGCGGGUCUGUACCCAGAUCGGGUGGUGCUCUAUCCUACUUGCUCCCCUCGUUUUCCCGGUGCCACGAUUCCCAUGAGCACUGCAGCCACCACGCACGAAGGGGCAUCGAGUUCAGUGUGGACGCAGGAAGACUGUGAUUGUCUUUCCAUGCUCGAAGCCCGACAGCGUGCGCUCAAGUGGCUCGACCUGCAGGCCGAGUUUUAUAACAUCACGGGAAAGAUGGUAUCUGCGGGCGAGAUCCAGGAGAAGUUUGAGGCUGAUAUAGCACGGGCACACAGAGCAGAAGAGGUGAAGGAAGCGAAGCGAGAGACGCAGAAAAAGGAGAAGAAGAAAAUCGACAAGUUGGAUGGUGAAAAGAGUUGUCGCAACGAGGAUGCGAGGAGAAAAGCGGAGCAGGAAGCAAAGGCAGUGUCUGAGAUCGAAAGCGAGGACGAAAGAAUCAUCGCUGCAGCUAUCAAGACGGUGCUAAUGCUCAGGCAGUGAGUCAAUCACAUAGUCUGAUCACAGGCGUGUCCUGCUCAGAGCGACGUGAGGAACAUCUCGAAUGCCGGAAGGGUGAUCCGUG
Messenger RNA from Microdochium trichocladiopsis, 1166 nucleotides. RefSeq lists its product as uncharacterized. Bases 65 to 1084 code for a protein of 339 amino acids. The transcript has a single exon. The record is from RefSeq and is a predicted model, not a curated record. NCBI's taxonomy places the organism in Eukaryota, Fungi, Ascomycota, Sordariomycetes, Xylariales, Microdochiaceae.